AUGGGCAGGGAACUAGGGAGGGGACAAUUUGGGAUCACCCGCCAGUGCAUUGAACGCAAGACGGGCACUGUGCAUGCGUGCAAGCUAAUUGCAAAGUCAAGGCUGCAGCCGAAUGAUUACAUCCUGAGGGAGGUGCAGAUUAUGCAUCAUCUGGUGGGCCAUCCGCAUGUGGUCAAAAUUCAGGGUGCGUACGAAGACCCCCGCCGCGUGUACAUCGUCAUGGAGCUCUGCACGGGGGGAGAGCUGUUCGAUCGUAUCGUCGCCAACGGUCGCUUCAGCGAGAAAGCCGCUGCUGCUCAGAUCGCUGACAUUGUCGGAGUCGUCCAGCACUGCCACCAACUAGGCGUGAUGCACUUGGACCUGAAGCCGGAAAACUUUCUGCUCGCGAGCGAGGACCACGACGCGCUGCUCAAAGUGACCGACUUUGGGCUCUCGCGCUUCUUCAAAGUUGGCGAGGUUUACACCGAGGAAGUCGGGUCGCUCAUAUACAAGGCUCCGGAGGUGCUGCGGUGUCGGUACGGCCCCGAAGCGGACGUCUGGAGCGCGGGCGUGAUCUUGUACAUUCUUCUGUGCGGCUACCCGCCGUUUAAAGGCGAAAAUGACAACGCCACCCGCGAGUUGAUCAAGCGCGGCCCCCUCAACUUCGACGUCGCCCCCUGGCCCGAAAUCUCCGAGAGCGCUAAGGACCUCGUCUCGCACAUGCUCGACCGAGAACCCCGCCGCCGCUUCACCGCGAGCGAAGUCCUCAACCACCCGUGGAUAGCGGAGGAGGGCGUUGCCGCCGACCGCGACAUCGACUGCGCGGUCCUCCAGCGGCUGAAGCAGUUUUCGGCGACCAACAAGCUGCAGAAGAUGGCGCUCAAGGGCUAG
This is a messenger RNA of Klebsormidium nitens, 870 nucleotides long. The record is from the annotation of a GenBank genome assembly. NCBI's taxonomy places the organism in Eukaryota, Viridiplantae, Streptophyta, Klebsormidiophyceae, Klebsormidiales, Klebsormidiaceae.